UCCUUGGAACCCAGAGCCCUAGUCCUAGUUCAGCUGUCACUAAAGUACCUGCUCCUGGAGGAGUUGUUGGGCACCUGUGCAGGAGAAGAGAAGAGCUCUGGGGGCCUAGGAUCAAGAGACAAGGAGGAGCUGAGAUCUGGACAAGAGAGACUGAGGACAUGCAGGAGAAGGAGGAGCAACUCAGGAGGAUGCUGACUGAGGUCAUGACCCAGAAGGGCCAGCGUGGAGGCAUUCACACCCUUCAGGCAACUUUCGGCUGUGAAACCCAAGGAAACAACACUGGAGGCUUCUGGCGCUUGGGCUAUGACGGGCAAGACUUCCUCACCUUUGACCAGAAGAGCCAAACAUGGAAAGUGUCCGUGCCUUCAGCACACUCAUCCAAGACCUUCUGGGAGAGGCAUGGCCCUAGUGUGGAUCAAGUUCAGACUUUUUUGAAUGACAUAUGUCCUGACCGUCUCCAGAGAUAUUCAAUUUAUUUGGAGAACCAGUUGAUGGAUACAGGUUCCCCAAACAUGACAGUGACCAGCAAAGUGCACGAAUUGGGCAAGAUCACCCUGACAUGCUGGGCUUUUAAUCUGAAUCCUGCUGUGGCCACCCUGGCCUGGCUUCAGCAUGGGAAGCCGGCACAGCAGCAUACCUUUGGCCCUGGGACCAUCCUGCCCAGCGGAGAUGGGACCUACCAGAGCUGGGUGUCUGUUUGGGUUCUUCCUGGACAGGAACCACAGUUCACCUGCCGCCUGAGGCACCGCAGCAAGAACAUUGAGGUCCCUACACUCCUUGAACAUCAAGCCAGGAAAACUGGUGGAGCCACCAGCUCAGUUUCUGCUCUUGUGGCUUCUGCUUUUCCUGCCGUGUUGGUAUUUCUAGGCCGGGCCUAGAGCAGCAAGAACACACAGGACAGCAAGAGACCAGGUUACCCCAUUGGACGAACAUUUCCCAGUAUGCAGUGAGAGUCUGGUGACCUGGUUCGAGAGUGGAAUUCCCCCUUGGGUGGUGUGCUCCUGGGCUCUAAAGAACUCUGUGCCUCUGAAUGAACAACCUGAGGUACUGGUCAACUGGCUGACUUGUCCUGAAGAUGUCCAUGGGAUCUGGAUGAAGACAACUUUCUAGGACCCCUGCAUUGCCCACACCCUAUUAUAGUGUCUCCUGAGGGAAAGGUUCUGCCAGAGCUUUGGUUGUUAGCCACAGCCCCAGGCAGUGGGAACAUUGAUGGGACAUAUGGAAAAAAUGAGAAAUUACAACAUGGACAUAAUUUUAUCAUUGGAGUCACUGCCUGUGUUAGCCCUUCAUGUGUGUUACUGACUGGGAGUUCCUCUAUUUAAGAGGGUGGGGAACACUUCAAAAUGACCUCCAUCAAUUGUAUCCCCUUUAAUUGUGUAAACACCACUCCCAUCCCGUGCUCAUAGUAAGAGCCUCUCUUGCUUCCACAGCCUCCCUUAGUUAUGGCUCCUGUACACCUUGAUGAUACACCACGUGAUUUUGAAGGACGGAUUCUCAGGGAACUAUAUCAGGCUCUUUCUAGAGAAAGGAAGAUUUUGAAAAGCCCAGGAAUAUGAAAAAUUGUAUGCGUAUAGCCUAUAUGUGUAUUCUGUGGGUGCUGUCUCAAAACAAGCUACCUGAGCCUUUGUCCUACAUUCUCCCAGAUACAGAGAAGUAGUUAGAACAGACCCAUGGCUAUGUAAACAUCUUGAACUAACACCCUGUAACCAGAGGUUGUCAAUUCUGACUCUGAGGGUGACUCAAGUCAGUUGUAAAUCUUAACCCCUGCACUUCCCAGAGGAUUAGUAGCUGUAAAUCCUGACCUCCAGAGUAAUCUCAAAUGGCUAUAAAUUCUUAUGGGAUGACUCAUCCCUAACAGGCUUGAAGGCCAGCAGGCCCAAACCAGUAAAAAAGAUACUUUCUGAGAGC
Molecule: messenger RNA, 1908 nt
Organism: Peromyscus eremicus (cactus mouse)
Lineage: Eukaryota; Metazoa; Chordata; Mammalia; Rodentia; Cricetidae
Product: MHC class I-like protein MILL2
Exons: 6
Coding region: 159-878 (239 amino acids)
Biological process (GO): antigen processing and presentation of endogenous peptide antigen via MHC class Ib; positive regulation of T cell mediated cytotoxicity; antigen processing and presentation of endogenous peptide antigen via MHC class I via ER pathway, TAP-independent
Cellular component (GO): external side of plasma membrane
Source: RefSeq, a predicted model, not a curated record